AGCAUAUAAAAGAAAUAAGCUCAGACCAAGCGAACGGAUUCAGUGUAGAUAUAACUCCAAAUAAUAUGAUUCGUUUAAGUCUUCUCUUUGUGCUUCUCGGCGCCGCAGCCGUCUUCGGAGGCACUCUUUCGCCGGAGUUCCUUGAGUGGGAAGGCCGUAUUGUCGGUGGUUCAAAUGCUGCUUCCGGACAAUUCCCGUACCAGGUUUCUCUGCGCUCAUCGGCCAAUGCUCACUUCUGUGGUGCUUCGAUCAUCAACAACCGUUGGGUUCUGUCGGCCGCUCACUGCACUGUUGGACGUACCCUGGCCAAUACCCGAGUCGUUGUAGGAACUCAUUUGCUGAACAGUGGUGGCUUCUCCCACGCCUCGUCCAGAAUCGUCAACCACGGAUCGUACAAUUCCAACACCUUGGCCAACGAUGUUUCGCUGGUGCAGACUGCUUCAGUCAUCGGCUUCAACACUCUUGCUCAGCCAAUUGGUCUGGGAUCUGUCAACAUUGCCACUGCAACCGGAGCCCUGGCUUCCGGAUGGGGUCGACUUGGGGCCAAUGCCGGUAUCCCGAAUAACCUGCAGUGGCUGAGAACCAACAUCAUUACCCUGGCAGAUUGCCGUAAUCGUCACUCGGUUGCCAACAGGGCCAGUGUCUUCGAUAACACCAUCUGUACGCUGAGUCCAACUGGCCAGGGCAUGUGCAUGGGAGAUUCCGGUGGUCCAUUGGUGCACAGUAACCUCCAGCAGGGAAUCGUCUCGUGGGGCAUUCCAUGCGGCUUGGGAGCUCCUGAUGUGUUUGCUCGCGUAUCUUCGCACCGCAACUGGAUUCUGAACAACGCCAACUAACGAUCUGGAAGCAAUGACUACCCAUUGAAUAUAAACCGAUAUUUUAAUGCUAA
This is a messenger RNA of Aedes aegypti (yellow fever mosquito), 889 nucleotides long. Its product is annotated as chymotrypsin-2. The record is from RefSeq and is a predicted model, not a curated record. Bases 66 to 836 code for a protein of 256 amino acids. The transcript has 2 exons. Gene Ontology annotation, molecular function: serine-type endopeptidase activity. Gene Ontology annotation, biological process: proteolysis. NCBI's taxonomy places the organism in Eukaryota, Metazoa, Arthropoda, Insecta, Diptera, Culicidae.